Molecule: messenger RNA, 2436 nt
Organism: Haliotis rubra (blacklip abalone)
Lineage: Eukaryota; Metazoa; Mollusca; Gastropoda; Lepetellida; Haliotidae
Product: gamma-interferon-inducible lysosomal thiol reductase-like
Exons: 7
Coding region: 154-912 (252 amino acids)
Cellular component (GO): lysosome
Molecular function (GO): oxidoreductase activity, acting on a sulfur group of donors, disulfide as acceptor
Source: RefSeq, a predicted model, not a curated record
AAUCAUGUGAUCCCAUUCAGCGAUAAACAAAUUACUUUUCGAAAUGUGCCAAUCACUUUGACAAGUAGCGACUGCAGAUUAGACAACUUAUAAGUGUAAUAUCCGAGUUAUUAAUUUUCAGUUUUCUGUUUUAACUCAACUGAGUAGUACAGGAUGAAGAUCAGUUUUGUUCUUACAUUGAUGCUGUGUUCAGUGGUGGGGACCCUGGCGUCCGAGUGCUCUCUCCCCCCGUCGCUAUGGUGUAGUUCCAACGACGUUGCGGAUGCUUGCAAGGUGACUGAACACUGCAGGAGAACAGUGUGGAAAACAGUGCGAGGCCCCGCCCCUCCCGUCAACUUCACGCUGUACUACGAAUCCCUGUGUCCAGACUGCCGAAACUUCAUCACGACACAGUUAUUCCCAGCCUUCACUGCGGUUGGCAGCAUUUUCAAUCUCACGCUGGUCCCGUAUGGAAAUGCAGAGGAAAAGAAAGUUGGUGACAAGUGGGUGUUUCAGUGUCAACAUGGAGAAGAGGAGUGUGCCGAAAACCUCCUGGAUACCUGCCUACUUAACAUAGUGAAUGAUAUCAACAUUGCCUUCCCAUUCAUUAACUGCAUGGAAGAAGGUCCAGAGAGGUCAAGGGCAGCAUUCCGUGAGUGUGGCAAGAAGUUCCCCUCCAUCCCGACCAGUAAGAUCGAGGCUUGUGCCAACAGUUCCCAAGGCAACCAGUGGGAGCAUGAGAUGGCGACGAAGACAGAUGCCCUCAACCCCCAGCAUCAGUACGUGCCCUGGGUCACUCUAAACGGGGUUCACAAUGAGAAGAUUCAGAAUGAAGCCACAACUAAUCUGAUCAAGCUGCUCUGUGACACGUACACAGGCACCAAGCCAUCAGGAUGCCAACAGAGGCAGGCGACUUACUGUGCCAGGAAAUAAAAUAGUCCGAAACAACUCAGAAUCAAAGUGACACUCUGCAAAAACAUCAAUAUUCAUGGCAGAAAUAACCUUCCUGACCUUUCUUAAAGCUCCCCUUUUUUCUAUUGAUAUAUUUCACAUACAUGUAUGUUGCCUCUGGUUGUGUUGAUGUCAUCUUAUGUCAACUCUCAGAAAUCAAUUUCAGAAAAAAACAUGAUUUUUUUCCAAAUAUACUUUGGCCAUCAAACCAUAUGGUUUUGGUAAAAAACAGAUUAUGGAGAUAACUGAAAAAGGGAUUUUGUUGCCAUUUCCUAACAGAUAAUUUUGUUUUUAUUUGUAGUUUCUGUAACUAUGUAGCAAUCUUUAUGUAGCAGAACUGUAUGUGUUAACAUUGCCAUCUAACCUCUGGUCUGUGAUAUCAAGAAACAACCUAAUGCUGCUAAAUAGUUUGCGAUAUUAUUUAUGCUUUCAUUACAAAUUUAUAUAAAUCUAUAUAACUUGUUUAAUUUCUUAUUGCUAUGAACAUUAGUUCUUUUAGCAAAUAUUUUUGUAACCGAGAGUAUGCUGCUUUAUGAAGAGGGAUUCCUUUAUCAGAGUAGUGAUUAUUUGUAUUUUCACACAAAGUCAUAAUACUCAUGUUAGUCUUUUUGCAUCAUAAAAUGGCACUUUAGAAAACAACUUGUAUUUGUAAAUGGCGUGAUACUCAAGUAUAUAACCAAAUUAAAAGACACAACUCAGAAUUAUCCCAACCUGCAGCUGACAGGAUGUCUGUCCAUCUGUAUCACAGGAAUGUUUGAAUCCUGAUGAGUAAAAAUAUAUUUCGACAUCAGAAAAUGUUAAUACCAUUUAAUAUAUAUGUUCCAAAUUUCUUUGUUUUAUUUGCUGGCAAAACAUUUAUACUAUUGUUCACAGAGUGAUUGAUAUUGAAACACAGAAAUCAAAAGCCAUGAUGUUUGGACAUUCUGUUCCUGUUGUUGUGUAAGUUGUUUGCUAUCCUUUCAUCUCCAUCCUCCUCUUUAACAUGUCGUAUCACCUGGUACAUUCAACCAUCUGGAAGAACAUACAGUCUUGUACCAAAUGCCUCUAAAUGGCUUAUGUAGAUAUACUGAGGGAAAAAAAUAAGGGAUCACAUGAAAGACAAGUGUUCCUAUAUUGUUUCCUAAGGUUUCUUCACAAGCUUUGCAUCGGAUAACUUGUGAAAAAACCUGGAAAUAAAUAAAGGAACACUUGUGCUUUCAUGUGAUCCCUUAUUUUUUUCCCUCAGUAUAUUUCCAUGAGAUGCAUAAAUUAGGGAUGUAUAAAACUACAAACCGGGGGUCUUAUGUUUUUUCCAGGAGUAAUGUUCAGACCUUGACAAAUGACAGGAAAUAGCUCAAUAACACCAGGCUUGAGGAUGAGGUGUGAUGAAGAUGACUUCAUCUCUUUCACUAGAAAGACUGGUGCCAAGAUGUACAUAUCAUUCCUAUUAUUUCAGGGAGAUGAGAUGUAAUACAUACAAAUUUACAUUGUAUUUUUACAAUCAUAAUAAACUUAAAUGGAGAAAUA